Messenger RNA from Carcharodon carcharias (great white shark), 2827 nucleotides. RefSeq names its product mucin-15-like. The record is from RefSeq and is a predicted model, not a curated record. The transcript has 5 exons. NCBI's taxonomy places the organism in Eukaryota, Metazoa, Chordata, Chondrichthyes, Lamniformes, Lamnidae. The coding region runs from base 192 to 1334 and encodes 380 amino acids.
CUGAGUGAUACAGGGGACUGUCAGCUUGGAUAAACUAACAAUUCCAAUAGUUUCCAACAUCAUUUGAAUCACAUCACAUCAAGUAAAGUAAGCCAGAUGGGAGGCUGAAUACUGGAGUCAGAAGUGAAGCACAGCUGGAGGAGAUUUCAGAGGAUUCGGAUUUGAAGACACUCACUGAAACAACGAAAAUAAUGGCAUCAUUUCUCACAGUUGUAAUGGUCACAUUCUUAACAUGUUAUCAAUGUGGUGUUGGAACAUCAGAAAGCACAACUUCAAUGUCAUCUGGUUCUCCUGUAACUAGUGCAACUACAUUGUUAACCACUGGCAUCACAACCUCAACUGGUAUGACAACAUCUUCAAACAAAACCUCAUCCACCGUUUCAUCAACUAUGAAUGCUACAAUGUCUGUAAUGGCCAGCAACAGCAUGGAUGCUACAGCACCAGCCACCAGCAGCUCUCUAAGACCCACUUCAAGCAAAAAUAAUUUAUCCACUUCCGAACCCAGUAGCAUUGGAACCCCUGCUAAUACUUUCAUGACAACCACUAAAGGCUCAACUACACUAACAACACCAGUAAAAAACACAGAUGACCCUAAUGGGACAGUGUCUACAACUGCAAGACAUCACAGCACGUUUAACAGCACUACAGAAUUAAUGCCUACUACUGUACUAAACACCAGUGAUGUGACAGCAAACGCUAACAUGACUACUGCAAUGACCACAGGCCAAGCUAAUGCUACAGCUGCCACAGAAUAUACUACCGUAGGAAACACAACAGUUACAACUUCUGUACCAACAAUAUUCAGCAACACAUCAACAGCUGCCCCUGGUAACAAGACAAACGUUACUUCUGUAACAUUAGCUCCACUUCCGAACACUUCUUACCAUAGUUUGACAAGAAGUCCAACCGUUGCAAUAACAACCACUAAUUCCAGCAUUAGUACAACAACUGGCACAUCUUCCGAUGUAUCAACUGUCAAUGGGAAAGAUCUAAUCCCUGUGGAGGGGAAAGUUACCGGAGGUGUGGUAAUUGGGGCCAUCCUUGGCUGCAUUUUGGGAAUCAUUCUCCUCUCGUUUCUUGUUUAUUUUCUCUGUACACGCAGAAAGUCAGAUCACUUCAAUCAUCGCAGGCUGUACGAUAAUAUAUCUAGUGAUCCAGUUCUGCAUCUGCACCAUACAGAGGAUGCUGUUGAUUUAAGGUGCCAAGAAGGAGCAGCAUACUACAACCCUGCUGCUUUGAUUGAAGCACUGCCUUACAAUGCAGGUCAGAUGCAUGACCCAAAUUAUGAGAUUCAGAUGGAUGACUUACCACAUUCAUAUGGAAAUGUCGCAUAACCCAACUGACAUCUCAAAUGGUUUGGCAGAAAGAAAGUGAACAGAGACCUUUCCACAUCAGGAGUAGCAUCAAAUGGGUUAGAACUGGAAGGAUGUGAUUUUUUUUUGUUGAAAAAAAGCUACUGUGGAGACAGAAAAAUACUUGGAAUUGCACUUACCCCAAAUAGCCAUAAAAAUGGCGAAGAAGACAGUGCCUCCAUUGUCAAAUAAAUGUGUUAGCUAGAGGGAGGGAAAGAAUGGAAAUGCUAAAUAUCUUGUUACACAGACAGCCCAUAACUAAUACACAAAUAUUUGGAGCAUCAUCUUGUGUUCAUUUUAUACAAACUGAAUUUCCACAAAAAGCAUUUUCAACUUCAGUAAUGACAUGUUGAGAAAUAUUCUUAAUAAAUUAAUGCUUCAACAUUCCAGUUACAAUAUGAUGUACAUUACGCACAGAUUUUCACAUAGUAACACAAAUUUAAGGUCUUUAGGUCAUUUAAAUUCAAUGACGAUAUUGGUCCUUUGGUGUCAACAAUCAUUCAUUUAUAUUCCAUGUUUGUCACUAUUGUCACUCCUAUUUGUCUUUAUAACUCCCAUUUUUUUACUUAUCUUUGUCAGAUGCAGAUGGUGACUAUUGUGGAAAAGUUGAGAUACAUUGAGUGGAAUGACACUCAGGAUUUUAGAAAGAGAAAUAUAGCUUAUUGGCUUUGGAACCAGGUAGCUGCAGGUACAACAAUUUCACACGUGUGUAUCAUUGCCAGGCCGAGGUCUGACAUGCUUGAUCAAUUAUUCUUGGAAUAACUUGUUUUAUGACUCGAAUAAAGAGUGCUCUUUGGUAUCAUGGCCACAUUCCAUUUAAUAUCCUACUUUUCAUGAGGUUCCACAAGGUAGACAGCAUUGAAACAAUCACUCAUGAAUAAGGUCACCUUGUUGGCACUUUGAACAUGCCAUUGCUCCAAUUUCAAAAUAUUCCAGCACCUGCUUUAAAAUGUUCAUUUUUUGCAGCAGUGCUGUUUGAUGCGAAAGAUUUCUCUUCCGCGACUAGCUUAUACUUACAUUAACCUACCCUGACUUGGUGAGAGAUCACGGAAAAGAUGUCAAGCGAAGGUCAUGCAGAAAGGAGGAAGGGAGAGAGAAGGGAAAGACGACAGAUUGAAAGGGAUAGAGGAAUGGAGGUCAGACACCAGGCCAAGCUGCCCAGUAACCACAUCACAGGGUGAUAUUAGCAAAGUCGCGAGUGCAAAUCCCCCAUUAAAAUCAUCUUGGGUGGGGGUGGUGUAAGUUUGUUGCAGAAUUUGUGGACAGGCAAAAUCAAUAAAUGAUAGGGAUAAAUCAAGUCUAAACACAAGUAUUCCCUGCAACUUUUGUAGAUCCUGUAAUUGCUUAUCUAUGGAAUAAGUUUCAUUAUUUGUUUGUCUAUGAUAAAAUCAAUUAAAAGUGUGAAAUGCGGGAAUUGUAAAGACUUCAAUUACUUUCAAUGCUUUGCUGAUUUUUAUUAAAGUAUUUUAAAUAUU